AUUGUUAACAACUUGGCGAUAAUUUCAAGGCUUGCCGUAUCGGUAAGAAGGUCGGAUUUAGUUUUACAUAUAUUAGAGAGUGACAAAUGUUCAUUUAGGAAGGUUCUCGAUGGGAUUAACUUCAUGUAAUGUAACAGCAGGCAAACUGAACAUUUUAGUCGUUGGACAGAAUUUAAUGGAAAUUUUUAAUCGUUAGUCUUAGAAGAAGUUAAUAUUGUGUGGCUUUUUACGGCAUGACAUGUCUUUUGGUAGCCGUUGAAUCCAAUUUCAGCCAUUUUUCCUCUAUCGAUCCCGGAAAGAUUCUUAGUCUAAACAGAAACUCAUAAGGGGUUGAAACGUGUAACUCUCAUAUGUUUGCUUUGUCCAAUGCUCGUGAUUAUUCAUUUUCGAAAGUACCAUAUUUGGAACGAGAAGAAGAGAUAACUGACCAACCAAACUUCGUAAACAACGUGACGUAGUUUUACUUCAGGUUCCCGCGCCCACUUAAAAAAAUGGCUGACAAACGGGGGAAAAACUCCCGAAAGCCGAGAAAGCUUUCAAAGGUUGAAACCAGGAAUCUUACCGAAAAACUGAGCAGGAUAUUGUUGCCUUAUCAUCCGGGCCAAACGUAACAUUACGAAACCCUUUGACGUCCUCGCAACUUCUUGAAGUUGUCACUUCAAAAAACGAUGCCUCGUUGACCCUCUGUACAGUAAACUUAUAAUGCAAAUGAGCUUUUAAAAUUCUUAUAUUAAAGGUCUAGAAUAAACAGUAAACUAGAAAUACGUUUUCGCAAAAAUCUCGCGAAGCUAACAGGACCAAUAGUGAGACUAGAUAGUAAAAACAAAAGGGUAAAAAAACGAUGAAAGAAAAAAAAAACUGGAAGUUGAAAAAAGUGCGGCCUUUAACUACUGGACUAUGCAACCUCUGCGGCAAUAUACAUUGAAAAUUAAUAGUGUUGAAGUAUCUUUUUCUGCUAUUCGCACGGUUUGAACCUUAUGAAGCUGUAUUUAUCAUGAAUUCAAAGAUACAUUUGAGGAAAAAUAGCUCAAACGAGUAUUUCAAAACUAUUUCGCAUUACCUCCGUGUUUAUUCGGGCUUUAUAUAGGCCGCUCGAUUAACGGACUGGUCUUCUUCUUCGCUGCUUUUGGUGAAGUUCAGGGGUAGUUUCGAAAACGAAGCACUCGAAAACAAAGACCGAAGCACGAAGCACCCAAAACUCGAAAACGCAGACCCCUAGAUCGAAAACGAAGCACCCAAAACUCGAAAACGCAGACCCCUAGAUCGAAAACGAAGCACCCAAAACUCGAAAACGAAGACCCCUAAAUCCCUGGAAAACGAAGCACCCAAAACUCAAAACCACUGUAGGUUUAAUAACUACAACUUUACGUCUUGCAUGACGCAAUCCGAAUCCGAAUCCGAAUCCGCAAUCCGGAUGCGUCCGCACCUCCAAAGGUCCACAAAAUCCAUCCCAAGGUUUUAUAAAAGCCUGCCAACUGUUUAACUGAACGUUUCUAGACAGGAUAUCCUCUAUUAAUUUUAUUAUUAGUCUCGCUAUACUUGAUACAUCUUAUCUUAAUAUGCAUUUUUUCGGUACACAUACAUGUUUAUGUGGCCGAAACGGCAAGAAAUUAGCCGUUGAAAGGCCAAAAUAUUAACCGUUUACCGUGAAUACUUCCACCCCUGUGAGUCCUUCAUUUAACCCCUGUUGUCACUCAGUUGGUAUUGAGGCAACAAAUGGUAGAACUUAUGAUUCGAUUUCAUGUGAAAUUUGGAAUAAUUGGGCUCGAGUAAAUUUCUUCAAAGACUAACAGAGUUGCAUGAUCGAACCUGUAGUAAAAAAAAAAAAAAAAGCGGGUGUGUUUAUUUCGAGUAUUCCAUUUACCAGAGGAAAACUGCUCAGUACUAUAACUGUACAGCCCUGGAAACAAUGCAAGGAAACUUAUCAAGAUCCAAAUAAAAGAGAAAUAAAAUGAAAUAUCGUCCUAUUCCCUUUUAGAACUAAAAUGAUGUUUUUUUUUUUCAGAAAUGAAAUACCUCUUCCUUCAUAAAAAUUUUCUUACUAGCCAAUAAGAAUCUGAAAAUGAUUGUUCACGAAUAUUACAUUAUUUAUAUUAAAAUUAUUUAUUUCUUCUCCUAAAUAAGGUAAUAAGAACUUCGUAACUGAAUAAUAUUUUUAUGGUGCGGAUAAAAUUGAACUAAAAACUGAUUACUUGGCUCAUUAUCUCGAACUAUUUCAUUUUCUAUGAAAUCAACUAUGCCAUUUACCAUUUCGUGCAGACAUCGCGCUUCAAUUUAAAAGGAGCUGUUUUAAUUUCAGGGUUACUCAUUAGUUUUCAUCGAUUUCUUACCAUACUGCUUCCUGUAAUUAAUUCAGUUCUCAUACUAAACUUUGCAAAGUUUACUACUGAUUUCGCGGUUGUCUCCUUCAUUAUGUUUUGGGUGUUGUGCUUUCUAACACCCAUUAUGUUUGACCAAAAACACUUCCUCCUUAAAAAUGAUAUAUGCAUAAAACGCAGAGCCAAAAAUGGAGUAUGGCAACAUAGCUAUAAACUGAUUUUUCAGUGUAAACUUAGUUCAGACGCUCUAGAAUUUAAUAGCGAGAUAAAAUUAAGUUCAUCUUCUUGUAAGAUCUACCUUAGUUACACAUGUGAAACGUGUAUGUCAUGACAAAAUGAACAGCCAUGCGUUUUCAAAACGACAUUAUUUUGAGAUAAGCAGAUGGCAUCCCUGCAGGAAAGGAAGGCGCGAAUGCAAUCUAUUCCUCCCUCGACGCUGAUUAUCUGGCAAAAUCCCCGCCUUCAUGGUUGGCACUAUAAAUUAAUUUCAAAAUCAUUUAUAAUUAUCGACUCAGGAUGUAUACGUGCCUAAGCAAAUUUACUUUGUGUUGGUGGUUAACGGUGUUUAGAUGGGCGACAAGAUUUCCAUUUAUUUUGCUUCCAGUCUACAGGAUAUCAACCGUGCAAUUUUAGCUGCCUUAACAAUGCUCUAUUAAAAAUAAUUGUGGUACUUGAAGUUUAUUAAUUUGAUGUUUUUGGCCAUCAGCGUUUUAAUUAUAACAUAUAGCUUCUGAAUAUUAAAUAUCGAUCCAUUAAGUAGCAAUUGAAACAACAAUUUUGAUAUGUCUCGUCCAUUAGACUCGCCAAGAGUCGACAAGCAUACUAACUAUUUCCAGCAAUCUGUCUAAGAUCUGUGUUCUUUCUUCUGGUAAAUUGAAACCUCUUGCUUUAAGAAGCGAAAUUUUUCGAAAGGUAAGAAUACUUUCAGUGGCGGAUCGAGGGGAGGGGCUCCUUAUUUUAAGACCAAACUUAGUCUGUCUGAAUGACCGUCCCCCCACCCCCUUAUCUGAAGGCCUGGCUCCACCACUGAUGUUUACAAUUCUUUUUUUAAAAGCAAAGACUUCGUUUAGUUAGAAAGUAUUUCAUAUUUUGAUCGUUAAGUAAAAUGAAUAAGGAUUAGAGAGCAAAUAACUGAGUGAACACAAGGUGGAAGAAAGACGGUUGCAUGAGCCGUAAGGCGUUUCGGCGAUUCGCCCUUUUUAUGUGAAAAAUAUAUAGACGUUACGAACUACCUUACAUAUUAGUAGGCUAAGGAUACUGUCAAGGGAUAAAAUCACGACGAUAUAACCAUUGUGGCAAAUGCUUAAAAGUCGGUUGAAAUUUGUGCUUUGGCGAAACAGUCAACAGUACUCAUUAAAAUGCAAUGCAAUUAGCUUAAAGCAGGAGCCGAUUACUAAAGCUGUUUACUCAUAGUGCAAGCAAACGUUGACUUAUGGCGUACCGUAACUUAGUUUAGCUGAUUUUUUGUUUGUUUUUAGUUUUAAUGUCGUACUAACAGAAGACUGUUAGACCACAAAAGCGGCGGACCAUUUUUCAUUUCCAGUGGGGGGUGGUGGUGGUGGUGGUGGUUGGGGGGGGUGCGGGUAACCACCGGCGAAAUCAGGGGUAUCCAGGGGUAUUCUUCCCCGGAAGAUUUUGAAAGAAAGACCCUCGGAAAUGCGAUUUCCAGCGUUUUGAGGUGCAUUUGCGACAAAUUUUAUAGCAUUUUGCUCAUUGUGUUAAUGAGAAAAGGCAUGGUAAUAAUGAAAAUCUUUAAUAAAGUAGCCAACUUUACAAAGUUAUUUGCAGGUCGAUCAUCGCUUAAAAAAGGCUAACUGAUUAAUAUACAAAAACAAAUUGAUACAACAUAUAAUUCUUGAUAUAAACUUAAUGUUUUACAGCCGCAGAGCUGGAUAAAUUGCUAACACAAACUUAUUUUCUUAGGGGGAAGCAGUGAAACUAGAGUUCUUGGUGAUUUCGUUUACAAGCGAGUUAAAAAAUUUGGGUCCUUGGAGAAAAAAAAUUAUUAUUUCUUAAAGUUUGUUCUAUGAUAGGGUAGACAGUACGACCUGGGAAUUUUUACUAUUUUAAGAGUGAGAGUUGAUGGUAGUUGAGGUCAAGCUGCUUUAAUUUUCAUACAAAAAAAAAUACCUUCUUUGGAAAAUUAUAACAGAACUUUUGCCUGUUUUCUCUUUCCUUUUCUCAGAUCGACAUUAUUACGGGUCAUACCUAAGAUGAGCAGUACAGCAGUUAUUUCCUUUCUUGGUAUUGUCUUGGUGUUUGGAUCACUGAAGUGUAACGCUAACAAGACAGAUCUUUAUAUUCUCCAGAUGGUUGCAUCACCCUUUUUUAACGACAUGAUCCCCUGUGAAGGGAUGACACUUGCUUACGAUGUUGCUAAGAACUCUUCUUCUUUCAAAUCCUUCUUUGAAAAGUAUGAAAUUAAGAUGAAAUGCCCUGCGACUUGGGUAAGUUCGCAACUCGCUUUAUGGGGGCGAGUUUCAAGAAAGGCCGACGCCAUUUUUACGACAUAUUAGUCAGAGAGAUUGAGCAUCGCGUUUACGGCAAACGUGAGGUUUUGGUGAUAUCCAGAAUAAUCAAGGUCGAGGUAGGGGUUAUUAGCCGAAGACCUUGAUUAUUCUGGAUAUCACAAAAACUGAGUGUAAUAAUUGUUUUAUUAUACACUGAACGAAAAAAAAAAUGGUCACGACAGUAAUUGGAACUGAUAAUUUAUUUCUAAACGUGUAAAAAUACCUUAGGUUCUGUCAGUUUUUUCUCUUUCACGUAAUCAACAAACAGCUCCCUCUUUGCUACCUUCGCCGACUUUUUUGUGUUUCGUGAGUCCUUGUCUUCAACUAUUUUUCGAUGUCUUGCUUGGAGUCAACGAAGCAAACCUGGAAGUCAAUGUUUUUCCUUCUUCACUGACGGCAAGCACAAAGCGCGCAAACUUGACGUGAUUACCCUUAGAAAUCAUGCACCGCGGUCAUACAUGACACGAUUACCCGUGACCUUGAGUGUCCUUGACAUGAUUAUUGUAUAAUCUGCAGCCUGAUGACGUCCCAGGCGCUGAUUUCGAAAAUUCACUGUACGCUUUCGGCCAAUCAGAAAAGAGAUAGUGAGUUGAAUGUAUAAUAAUUGGAAUUAUUUCAGCGUGAUUUCCGUAAAGAAAAAGGCAAAAAAAUUUCUAUCAAAACUAGGUCCAUUCUAGCCUCAAAGGCUAGAGUCAGGGGCACCCGACGAAUGAAUGUUCCCAAAUUCGUGAGAAUUGUCUCAAAAAGGUUUUCUCCAUGUUUUAGAAGCCUGUUUGGUUAAUUUGGAACUGCCCUAAAAACUGUUUAUCUGUUCGGAUGUCUAAGCGGAACUUUGGUCGUCUUGAAAGUUUCGUCUCGCAUUCGAAACUGUUAGCUACCCCUGGUGGGUCCCAUCAAAAGUUCGAGGAAAUGGAGUAGCCCUAUUUUCAUUUGAAAAUUCUAGAGUACAUUUUGUCUUUAUACCGAGAUUUUCAAGGAAUAAUCGCAACAUCUUGGUAUUAAAUUGUGAAAAACACAACCUCCGAAAAUCCUGGGUACUAAGUUCUUAGAAAAACUCCUAAAUAUCUUUGACGAAUAGAACAGAAUAGAACAGUUAUCCAGAAAAUUUUUGGCCUUUCUCGAGCUUUAGAAAUUUCUAGGCAAUAUUUGCUACUUCGAACAAUUAUUUAGAGAAAAAAUCGUUACGGAUUCCCCUUUAGAGUAACAAAUGCACACUGUAAAAUGGACUGCCGAUGGAAAAAAUGGCUCUCGGCUUUGAUGAUAUCCGCCUCCUGGUUAGCCUGCGUCACAAACGUAAUCUAGAUUCGGUGAGACGUAACCAGAAGUUUAGUUCCGUCAGUGGCGCAGGCUACCGAAAUGAAAUUCUUGCCUGCACCUGUAGCAAAAGAAGACAGGAGGCAGUUUCACUACCUCGUAUUCUGAAGUAACAAAGCUGGGCCACUAAUUUUGCAAUUCAAUUGAAGCGAAGACACGUUAGCUAGAGUUUUAACUUUAAAAUAUGAGCAAAUAGCUUGACAUAUGGUCCCUGUAAGACCUUGAGUGUUGGCCCGGCUGGGACCCGAUCCCUGGCCUACCUCUAUAAACUUGGUACUGUACAGUACCGCAAAUGAUCCCCAACCGCAAAUGAUCCCGAGACCGCAAAUGAUCCCCAAACUGGACCGCAAAUGAUCCUCGACCGCAAGUGAUCCCUAAAGUCGACCGCAAAUGAUCCCGUGAAAACUUGAGGAAUGGAAUGGAUUUUAUGGGACUGAUUACAAAAAAGGACUGAUUUUAAAAAAGAAACCUUUUUCUCUCGCCUUCUAAAGAAAAAGGGAAGGAGGACGCUACAUCUCAGGUCAAUUUAUACAAGGCGAAAAAAAAAAUGGAAUAAAUCUGAAAAGGUAUGGUAUUAACCGUAUACUUCUUCCUUUGUCGAUUGCUUCAAUUUUCUUUCAAGAAUGUUUCGUCUUUUGAAAAAUUUAAGACAGGCAGGACGUUACGCAGAAAAAUUAUUUUAACGCCUAUAAGCUCAACCUUUCUAUUGAGGAAUACAAAGCCGGGCACCCUCUACAUAACAAGAGCUUUAUUGACUUUACUGAUCUUUUUUGAAAGCGUGAAAUUAAUCAGCCAGAAUAUUUCAUUUUGAUUUUUCUCUGAAGUGUUAAUUUUACGUGAUAAACAGCAAGACAUUUGUUCGUAACUUAGGUGCCCGUUACGAAACAAGACAUGAUUUAACAUAAACACAAGUCAAAAUGCCCCCGAAGUUAUCAAUGUCCACAGGUUUCGGUUUAUUUCGAAAUAGCAACUUUCUUACAUCUCAUGAACGUGUUGUGAAUAGUUAUAUUAGCGUUUUUAUGUAUAUUCAUUUGUUGUGCUUUGCUGAAGACAGUUACCAGAAAUCUAAACCUGGUAAUGAGAAACGCAAAGCCAGGUAAGCGGUAGUUAUCGCGUGACAAAACAUCGUAAGAAACCGUCACAUUCACGGACUAAAAGAAAAUCGCUUAUGAUUAUUCGGAUCCAGGAGGCACUUAGGAGAAAAUUAAACAACCUAAAACCCUUAUUUAGCGGCAAUCAGGGACACCCAACGAGAAUAUAGUUCAAAAGCACUUAAACAUAGCAUUGUUAAACUUAUUUUAGUAUUUAAACGGUAGAUAAAGGCAUAUUUUUAUCCCCUAAAAAUUUUUCAUCUGUUCGGAUUUCCUAGCUGAAAGUCUAGUGAUCCGAAUAUUAUAGGGAUCAAAACUUACCUUUUCGAAAAUUUCAGCCAGAAAAAAGGCUCCCGAAAAUUCUAGGUGACCUUUUUAGGGUAAAAAUCCGUUAAAAAUAUGCAAUUAUACCACUUUUUAGAUGUUCGAAAAUUCUAGGAGAGGCAGGCAAGCAAGAGAUUUUACAACAAAUGUUCCGAAAAUUCUAGAUCUCAAAUCGUCCUCCGAACAGAUAUUUUUCCGAAAAUUGUCGUUGGGUGCCCCUGGGCAAUGAAGAGCACUGCAUUUCAAAAGAGGUCAAAGGAAAUGCUCUUGCAUCAAAGGGCAAAUCAUGCCGACCAGAAACAACAGUAACCGCAGAAAAUGCGUGUCAUGACCUCUCACUAUGAAAUAAGCAGCAAAAAUCACAUAUGCUCAGUCAAAACGUUUUCCUCAGAGGUAUUUUUGCCUACCUACUUCGUUUUUACUCUUGAAUGAUUUUCUUCAUUUAGUUUGUAUUCAUAUAUUUAUUUGAGAAGUAAAAUUUAGCUUUUGACCUGACUUAUUGUAAUAAUAAUAAAAUCGACACAAUGAUCCGCUAACUUGAGUCCAAGUCUUUCCUAUUUUUCUUUCGGGAUCAUUUGCGGUCGACUUUGGGGAUCACUUGCGGUCGAGGAUCAUUUGCGGUCCAUUUUGGGGAUCAUUUGCGUUCUCGGGAUCAUUUGCGGUACUGUACAGUACCUAACCAAUAUUUCGCUCAGUAGUUAUUAAUUAAUUUUUUUAUUGGCAGGUUGAUUCAUAGUAUUGAAGUAUUGUUUUAUUAUUUGCAACAGGGAGAUCCCGGGAUCGCCGUUCUGAAAAUGACUAAAACGGUUCAAGCUCAAGAAACCUAUCCGCUGAUAGUCCUAGGGCCUCACACUUCUAAGGAAGCUAGUGCAGUUUUACAGGUGGUGAAUGUUUACAGAAAUCUUAUGGUAAGUAACAGUCACAAUAAAGAAAUUCGUAGUAUAAUAUACAAACAGUAGUUACAUGGACACAGUUUGAUAACGCCUAGAUUGUGUUCACAGUGCCCUAUUUUUCCGUAAGAUCGUCGAGAUCGAGCGCUUGACUUUGCGUUUCUUGGAUGAGUGUCAAAUCUACUAAAGGGGUAGGGGACGGUUUUUUUCUCGCCUCCCUUCCCCCACCGCUGUAAACCCCGACGCCUCUUCGGUACAUGUGAAAUCGAGAUGGCCGCCCGUACCGGAAAUCGCUCGAUCCGGACGAUGUUACUAAAAAAAUAGGGGACUAUGAACUGAAAUCGCCUUGAGAGCCGUAUGUUGACAAAAAGAAUAUUUCGAGACCCCCAAGUUUAUUUCCCGACCUAAACGAAAGCUGGUUGGGAAUAACGAUGAUAAUCAUCAUCAUCCUCAUCAAAGGGCCAAUAUAGUUACAGGCCGCCCAGGUAUACUGUGUGCCAAUGAUUGAUCGUGGAGCCUACCGUCCUGUAGAAAUUGGAAACCUAUCGAUGAGGGAAAAUUUGUUAUGAAGUCAGUCUAAACCCGUCUAAAAGUUUCCACGUCCGUCCUACAGACGGUGGGGGUAGGGCAGGAGAGACUCUGCAAGAGAAGGGAAGGGGGAAUCCAAUACAUGCAGCUACUGGACGUUCCACCUGAUUUUGUGCUAUUUUGCCAAAACUGACUUAUUUGAUGAAAGACUGGGACUCCUUAAACACACAGCUAGAAAAUCUACUUACCUUCAAUAUCCCGUAAAGCCAAAAUCUCCAAGUGCGACAAAGUCAAAGAAAACGUUUGAGAAUUGCUAGUAGAAUGGAACUCGUGACCAAACGUUUAAGAGAUUAGUAUCAGAUGAAGCACGUUAACUGCGCCAAAAUAUCCUUGCCUACUCGUCAAAAGUCGUCGAAAACCGUGACAAGGUCAAUUGCCAGUCAAGAAUUUUGUAGUGUGCUGAGGUUUCUUUUUUUAUAAAUUUGUGCCCUGAGUACCGCUUGAAUGAAGUUUGAUGCGUCUGUUGACAUGUACUUUCUCUACCCUUGCCGAAAAACUAUCUACAUAUGAAAGAAUUAUCGUUUCUUCUACCGACAGGCUCGGGGAUCGUAACAUUUCGAGAUUAUAAACUCUCUUCUCUAGGAAAUAAAGCAUUAUCGUCUGUUUCACGAUUCAAACAAUCUUUUCACUAAGGGUGGAUUUUCACUGUCUCGUAACACGUGCGUACGCACGUAUUUUUUUGCGCGGGUAAAUAGAAUAGAAGCAAUGUAUGAAGUACCACCUACGUGUAAACGUAAAAGUUGAGCGAGUUUCAACAACUUUAAGGUUUACGCACGAUCUUUCAUACCUUGCCUCUAAUUUGUUAACGCACGUCGUUUUUACGUGCCUAAACACGAAACGCGAAAGUGGAAAUCCACCCUAAGAAGUCUAAGGCUUAAUUUCCAGUGUCGCGUAAUUUUUACGUUCGCAAAAAAAAAUAGAGGCAAUGCAUGAAAAGUCUUUCGUAAACGCAAAACUUGAACCUCGCUCAACUUCUAGUUUAAGCUCAGUACUUUUUAUCUAGCCACUAUUUUAUUUAGAAUACGUGAUUAAAAUUUACGUGCGUCAACGUGCGUAGUCAAAAAUGCGUCAGUGGAAAUCAAACUUAAGAAAGUCAAACGGGCGAUUAGGUCGACUGGUUACACGUCACGUUAUAUAAAAGUUCGAGACCGUAACCUGCCGCCUCUGAAACUUGUGGAAAGCGCCCUUAAAAACCUGUAAAUGCAAAACGUAUUUUGAUCAAUACUUUUAUGGCCUGUUUCCAAACUCUUUUAAUAUUCCGGUUAUAAGCCUUCUCGGGUAUAAGCCUUGAGAAAUCCCCUUGCAAAGUUGUAUAAACUCUGAGGGCUUAUAAGCGGCAAUUUACGAUUUUCUAUGAAAUGUUGGUAAAUGUAGCUGUUGAAAACCAACCACUUACAACAAAACAUCGUGCUUGAUUCCGUUUUUGUAUUUUACAUUCCUAUGCAUUGCUUAGUAACAUUUUGCGUUAUCAUUACUGUAUCUCGUAUUAAAGGCUCAACAGUAUUUUGCAACCUCGAGUUUCAUGUUCUUAGACGAGAAAACCCAGCUGAAAACCGUGCUUUAAAUUUGGCUUAUUCCUGAGUCAAACUUAACCGUCUUUUGAGGAACCGGGCCCUGGUGAAGACUAGCAACACAAAUUCCACCUCACACGUAUUAUGUUUGUGUCGGAUAACUGACCACCUGCCCGUCCCGUAAGUCGCGAUCUGUCCUAAGUGAGAAGUAAGUGUUAAUGUUGACUUAGGGGAGGGGUAGGUGGUCACCUUUCUGUCACACGCCUGCGGAACGAUCACACGCACAAUGCACAGUCCCCCAAAACGACCAAAUAGGUUAUAAGUAGGUUGAGUGUGAUCGUUCGGGUGAACGUAGUCCUGAACAGGCCUGUUGUUGUUGACAGUGACUGACGUUUCGACAACCUGUGCGCUAGUCAUCCGUUCAGAUUCAAAAUUGAAUUGUAUCACGUCAGUUGAUGGUAUUUUAUCUGGUUAUUGACCUGAUUAUCGGCGUCUGUCAGUUGAGCGGUGAUGUUAUUGGCUAUAAAGACUCGUAAUGUCAUUGUCGCGUUUUGAUCCGUCUAUUGUCGCAGUUACUGAAACAGUUGUUUAUUGUUAGUCAAAUUGUCUGUUGUCCAGUCAUUCUGUCCUAGUUAGUUUUGCUUGAGUCCGUCAAUAAUUCGUUGUAUUGGUACGGUGCUGGUAACUGUUGACUAGGAUUCCGUGACGUUUGUUGUAAGUUAGUAAACCACUUUUCUAAAGUGAUUCGUUGAUAGUAGUAUGUAGAAUACGUCAUAUAUGUCGCAGAGUGCCUGUCGAUUUGAUGUUUCUUCUGUAAAUGGUGUUCAGCAAUAUGAUUAUUGACGUCACCUUUUCGCUCGCUUAUGAUCAGUUAGUCGCGAGCUAAGGUUUCUGCAGGUUUCACCAAUAAAAUUGGCCUGCCAAUUGCAGCAUUUGAUCUUGUAUACUGCUCCCUCUGCCAUCUGGUUUGUCUUUGUCAUUAAAAUUAGUUAGUAGCCGUCGUAAAGUGGUUAUCGGUUUGUGCACAACGCGUACGUUGUAGAGUUGUUGUAUACGUGCGAUAGUUUCAAAGGCGCCUCAGAUCUACGGCAUUGUCGCUGCCGUAACAGGGCCAACACUCAGACCAACGUUAACUCUGGCAUAUCGUGAGACAAACGAUAUAAUUAACCAAUAACAAUAACCUUAUUUAUUAGUAACAUAUGAUUGCUUUUGAAUUAACAUAUAGUUGUUUCUCCUUGAAACAGAUAACAUUUCUCGAAACAACAGUUCAACUGGCAGAGCUAGUGACUGGUUCUUCUGCCUUCACAUUUUUACCAACGGCGUUUUCAUUAAAUCCGCCCAAGAUCAAAUUUAUGAACAUUUUCAACUGGGAGAGAGCUGCUGUUGUGUAUGAUUUCUUGACAGAUAGAGGGGCUAACGUUAAGGUUAGUAUUCUGUCAAUUUAUGGCACAGGGCAAAAUGAUGACAAUUCACUUUCUCAUAUCAGGAAUUGAAAAGAAGAAUCGUGCAAAAUAAUCCGCAUACAAGAAACUGACUUAAAUAUACUUAUUUUCUUAUGUAGAGAUAGUGAUAACUAAACAAUCAGUAAUUGGAAAACUUUGCUCCAUGCGAUGGUACAAAUGGACGUUUGCUUUUUUCCCACUAAAGAAGUCAGUCUAAGUCUGUCGUUAUUAUGACUGGCGCUGCAAGCGGGCGAAGUGAAGCGAGUGUUGUGUUCUGAUUGGCCAAUUGCUGGCCAAAUCUGUUCUGUCAGCAAGGCUGGAAAUGAGACUUGUUCUCUGAGUGUUUUGAUGGACCUCGAUUUUGCUCCUAGCAUUUUAUUUACUUCCUAGUAAGCUUUAGCUUUUUUGGUGCUCCGGUCAUUAAUUAACUACCUGUAUAAGGCCUGUUUCAAACGUCGUGCUACUGCUGUGCUAAGCUGGCUCGCCUGUAGCUCGACUGCAGCACGACAUUAGCAAGACUUGGUUUCAGACGUCGCAUUUAAUUCACACAAUGACAGUCGAAUGGAACGGCUGUUGCCAAAAACAAAACACAAAAAUAAAGAAACGGUUUAGCAAACUUUUAAAUAUAUUCUAAUGUAUUUAUAAUUCAUGAAUUGAGUUCGGCACGGCGGUAGCACGACUUGGUUCAAACGUCGCGCUACUGCAGUGCUAAAGUCGAAUUUAAUUCGAUCAAUUGAGUUCGGCACGGCAGUAGCACGACGUUUGAAACGGGCCUAAGGCAUCCUUUCUUAUCUUGGGAUACUUUGAUUAAGUAUAUUUAAAACUGCAUUUGCUGCAUCGCAAGAUCCAAGGCCGUUGGGGGUGUGAACAAAGUAAAGUUAUGUUGAUAGUGGCCUUAGCUCCCACGAGUCUCCUAUAACUUAUAUAGUGGUAGAGCAUCUGGACUGGUAACCAGAAGGUCAUUGCUUAAUUCAACUCCUACAGAGAAGAGAAGUGAUGACGUCACAAAAACUAAAUUUGUGAAAUUAUAAGAUAGGUUGGCAUAUCCAGAGAGAACAAAAUGAAGAAUGCCCUCUUGCUAAAAAGCAGCCUUUUUUACUCCCCACCAAUUUGCCUUAAAAGGUGGGGAGUAAGUAUCCUGUACUUUGCGCACGUGCAAUUCGUUUGAUAGUACCAUGUGCUUGGUCGGACAUGCUUCUGAUGCUUGUUGCAUUUUACUGUUCAAAUUCUCCUACUAAAUACGUGAAAUCCUAGUACAUUACAAACUCCAUAUAAAUCCUUCUAAAACUAGACCUCAAUCGUAAGCGGUACGAUCCAGGCCAUUUUUACAAGGAUUGGUAUGGAGUCAUCAGAGCAUAACGGUACUUAUUAUAUGACUGAGUCUGUUUUCGCCAUGCGAUUGGUCAAUUUGCGGUCCGUAACUUGCUAUACGGACCAAAAUUUUUAAAGAAAAUGCUCAUUUCGGAGCUCUAAAUCUCUUAACCUGGGAAAAAAAGGUUUAAAUAAAGUCAUAAGACGCCUGUCAACCUUAAGGACUUGGAUGUUGACUUUGGCCUUCAACAUUUCGCUUUUGGGCCAUAAAUCGACGGAAAAAAACUCGGUCCGUAAUUUACAGUAUGGACCGAAAACUCGGCUAAUAAGAGAUAUUUUAUAUCUCAACACAAAGGGGACAUUUCUCAUAUUUUUUUUUUUCAGAAUAUGUCAACCAAUCCAAUAAUUUCUCAAAUUUAUAUUUUGUGACGUCACCGUUCUCUUCGCUAUUGGAAGUACUCCAAUGUUUGCUUCCUUGCCGCCUGUGUCGGUGACUGCAUAACUAAACAUCUUUUUUCAAAAUUCUACGAGUCCCCUUUGUUUUCGGCCUUAAAAGAGUACCAAUUUUCUACUGUAUUUCCCUUUAAAAGGAAUCCGGUUUACGAACUUUUGCUGUACGCACCUUUUACACACCUCCCCCGUAAACUGAGAUGAGUUUCCCCCUUAUUCUGUUCACACUUUUUCACCCUUCUUGCUAGUCCUAAUGGAUUUUAAUUAUUUUAUGUUUUAAGGUUGUGGAAGAUCUUGCCGCGACAGCUUCUUCGAACCUCACUUCACCUCGCGUUAACCUGACGUUUGAACCAAUUAACCCACACCGAACCUCAGCCGCGGGAGUAGUGUUUGAAUUUAUUAAGAACAGUCUGCAAAGCCUAAGGGUAAUUGAUCUUGUUUUUUCCUCCUAUAACAACAACAACAGCAAUAAUAAUAAUAAUAAUAAUAAUAAUAAUAACAAUAAUAAAAUAAUAAUAAGGUGACUCACUUCUUGUACGUAGACGACCUUAAAGUUUUCGUUUCCUCUUAGACCAAGCUAAAUAGGUCCGCACGAUCUACCAGUGCAGCUAUGCAGGAUAUCGGCUUGCUGUGGAAUCCAAAGGAGUGCAGUGUUAUCCAGGUCAGGAAGGGCAAGCAAGUUGAAGAUGCAGCAGACCUCAAGCUGGGCGAGACGGCUUUGGUCGAGAACCUCAAGACUGGGGCCGAGAACAUUUUCCUUGGUGUGAGGGCCGUGGACUCAAGUCUGUAGAACAAGAGGAAAAAUUAAUUAAUAUCAAGGCGGCUAUGGAGCUACAUGUAUAUAAGAAUCCAGACCGGAUGAUGAGAAUUGUGCGGAUAUUUGAAGGGAUUCUCCUCACUUGUGCAGGACGUACACAAUUUAGUCUGGGAACUAGGGACUAGUCUGAAUUUAGCCACUCCCUAACCAUCGUGUAGCAAGCAACAGAAGAUCAGAGUAAAUUCGGUGAGACAAUAUCUUACGGAAGCUGUAGGAGAGAAUGUUAAGGAGAGAUGGCAAGGACGUCUGCUGUGGGCCAGAUGGGAAUUUUUUAGACUACUAUUACCGAUUUUAACCUUAUCCUUCUAAGGUGUGUUUAUCACCAUUUGCAGCAUUCUUGUACAAGUUCCACCCAGGCUUCUUUCUUUGUCAAAGAGCAAGUGUCACUCCUGUAAAGGAGAAUUGUCUCCUUAGUUGCUCUGAAUAACUUCCGCCUCUUUUUUCUACAAAGUCACUCUUCCAGAUGUUGUUCACUUUGUCUAGCGAUUGCCAGGCCAGUGCUGUGCGGACUUUUAUGUCUCUUUCCUUAGAACAUGUCCAGCUACCCAGGUAUUUGCGCCUUGCUCCCCUGUCUCAUCCACAACUGUUUGUUUACUCUUUUACCAUAAAUUGUCUCCAUUUCUACACUUUAAACGUUGAUAUACAUAACUUUGGUCUUUAUUGCAUUCUAUAUUCCCAUUGCGUAAAAGCAUCAGCGUAAUUCAAGCCGCUCCUCUUUUCCUUGUGUGGCUUGCCACAUUGCAUGAUCAACCGCAAUGACAAAUAAAUAUGGUGCCAAAGUCACCCAGCAUAACUCAGGAAAAUAUCACCCUUGUUAAAAAUAAUCUGUUUCACCGUCAGGGGAUAAAACCUUCCCUUUCAUGUUGCUACACUUUAGCAUGAUUCCAUUCGUGAUUCUCUCAGCGAUGUUGAACAUCGGUUGAUGGUUAAUGGAGACGAAUGCUUCAAUGCUUCGAAAGUCAAUGAGAACCAUAAUUGAUGGUAGAUGGUAAUUCUUGACUUCUUCAAGGAUACCUCUUAAUGCCAGCACCUGCGUAAUGGUAGAUCGACACGGGCGAAAGCCAUUCUGGUUGUAUCGCAGAUAUGGAUCUAUUUUUGGGCGUAUACGAUUUAAUGGCACUCUGUUUAUUAGGUUGGCGACUAUCGAUGAGUAAGCUGAUACCUACGGUCGUCGAUGUCACAGCGUUUCAGUAUCUCAGGCUAUCCAGGUGCUUUACCUUGGCUUAUCUGCUUCUUAGCAUUAAUCACUUCCAACACUGUGAAUUCAGUCUCUGUUAUUCGAAGGUUAUGAAGAACAGGAUGAACAUUAUCCAGGGUUGUGUCUUCAGAAGGGGUUCCAGAUGAAGCCUACCCGAGCUUACGCGCAGAGACCGGUAUGUCAGACCAAAUUAACACCAUGUGGAGAAUGUGUGGGUAAGGUACCAGAGAGCUUUGCUCAAGUUUUGGCACGCUGUUCAUCACUGGCGCACACUAAGUACAUGACCAGGCAUAAUGCUGCACUAGUAGCGCUCUACUUUGACGGAAAUGCUAAGGGACCUAAAGCUUGCCGACUUCUCUCCUCCUUGGUACUCACGAGUGGAGCUCAGCCCGUUGUACCUGUCAGACGACGCUCAAGCAUACUGAGAUGUUCCUGUUCACGCAGAGGACACACAGGGUUGAUUCGCAAUUUGUAAACCGCAAGGAGAUGUGUGUGGCGGUUGUGUUAAUGAGCUGUCCCUGAUUAGACAACCACUCGAAGAAGGAUACUGAGAAGACAAAGAAGUACCAAACACUGCGGUGGGAGCUUACUAGGCAAUACCCAGUCUACAAGAUCGUGCAGCUGAACGUCAUCAUUGACGUUCUGUCGUAAUAGUCCAAGGAGCUAAAUGUCGAGAUGAGCACGCUCUUUGGGGCGCUGUUGAGCGAUGUUCUGAAGUGGACGCAGAAAGCUGUACUAUCCAGAAACGGCGAAAUAUUUUGAAUGAAUAAUUAUGGUUCAUAUUCCAUGAGAGCUAAGCCAAUCAAAGCUUUAGAAUUGAUUUAUCCAAUGAUUCGGUUAUUCAUUAAAAAUAUUUCUCCGUUUAUGAUUGACUACAAUCUCCUGGCUAAUUCUUCAGUACUAACUUUCGCUGAACAUAUUUGAAAGAUGUGAACAAUAUAUCAUCGAUUCGAUGGUAUAACAUGAUUAUGAUAUACUAUAGAUCAACCUCGUUUCUAGGCGCGGCAGCCUAGCUGUAUAUUCCUUAGCGAACUAAUAAAAAAACGGUGUUCACGACUAUCUGAAGACGAAAUACUGAGAUGAAUUUCCAACUGACUGAACAGAAGAAAUGCAAGGCAAGAUCUGCAUAAUUCUUCACAUCCUACGUACUCAGCCUCAUUCAAUAAUUCCUUAAUAUAUAUAUUUAGCCACAGCUAAAAGCGAAGCUCCCAUUGAUAAAUUUAUAACUUAAAUCAAACAAUAAUUUUUUAUUCCACAAAUCAGUUAACGUAAGGGGCACAUUCAUGUGACUUUUAAGGGAAAAGCUAAGUGAUUUUGGAGUGAAACAAAUUUUGUAUCGAGUUGAUAUAGCCUUAUAUGUACACCCAAAAAAUAGUCUUCGGUCACAUUUAAGAGCUAUGAUGGCUCUUGAUCACAGUAGAUAAGGCGUGAGAAACAAAUUCUUGGAAAACAAAUCAGACCGAUUUUUUUGCGUUCGACAAGUUUACAAAUUCUUGCCAAUAAAUCUGGGAGCGUGCAAACCAAUCUUUUAUUUUUUUUAUGCACCACAUCUGAGGAGAAAGAGUACUAUGAGGCGCUGUUUUUAUCAAACAGACCUCGUACAAAAUGCAGUAUUUCACAAUACUUCAAGACAAAUUGCAUUCAUUCAAUAUUCAGGACCAUAGAACCACGCGUGGACUUUUAAUUAGCGAAACCGUUCAAAAAAUGUCCAAAAUCAACUAUACGGCCAGCCGGUUCUAACGUUUGACAAGCGCCAAAUUUGCGAAGAAAUUUUAAAAGAGUUAGGCUUCAACGUGAUAAAGAAUUUAUUGAGUCUAUUUUUUAUUAACGGUUUUAUAACGAUGUGUAAUCUUAAAAAACGUUUGAUACGCUUGGCAUUUUGAGUACUCCUGCGAGCGAUGUUUAUGAACGCCUGAAAACAAACGGCAAAGCGAUGAAAAUUACACUUGUGAGACUACCAAAAAUCAAUAAAGAAAAAUAAUUCGAUAGAGCAUUUACAGAGACUACAAUUUUCAUUCACGAAAACAAAUGAGUAUUUAAGUGUGUCUAAGAAUCCUCAAGUCUUUACUAGUAAGCUUAAAGUUUAUGUUUUAAGCCGCCGGUUUCCCGGUGUUGGCUGUUUUCAAAGAUGAACUCACGAAAAGAAAAUCGUUCAAAGCUUUCUUUCUACAGCCAAAAUUAUAACUAAAUAUUCUUCGGAAAGUUUUUCUUUCUAUUUAAGGUGAAUUAAUAUCGACUAAAGGCUUUUUAAAGUUCUGUAAGCUUAAGCUUAUAUCAAACCUCAUACGAGGUCAGAUCAGUGUCUCAGUCAAAUCUUAAUACAAACGUGCAUAAACUAGCUUCAUAAACUGCGCCGCUGGACUUCAUGAAAUUAGAUUAAAUACAAUAAUUACUCAGGCUUACCAUAUUUCGAGAUGCAGCUCCUGAAAGCUAUCAAGUAAGGCAAGGAUCGCUUGAGCCUUUAUAAUUCUCGUACGCAUCCAGCAAGGUGAAAAACAAAAGCGAUGCCAUCCGUGAUCGGAUUAUCGGCUUUGACAAGCGACGCAUUUUUCAACCAAAACCCAAUAAACAAACCAGCCAUGAAUAAGAGAACGCUCUUGAUAGCAGCUGUAUUUCAUUUUGUACAUCCAGUGGAAAAAGACAGUUAAAAACAUCACAAGUUGACUCAAAACUCUGUCAGCUUCAGCUGUCAAAGUAAACAACUUUCAACAUGCUGCAUAAAUUUUACGCAUGAACUCACCUGUCAAACUUUAACCAAUCAGAGCAUAAAAAUUGGACGUGGAGCGUGACCAACACGUGACCAUGGUAAGAAAAGGUCUUUCUUGCCUGUAUUUUAAAAAAACUGGCUGAAUUUUUGCGUCUGAAGUCAGUUUGAAAUCAAAAUCGUAAUAGUGCGGGACGAUACUGACAUAAACACAACAUAUUUGAUAUGAAUUUAAAACAAAAGUAAACGUGAGCCUGCGAUCAUUUGAAAACGAGUAAAUUGUCAGCGGAUAACUUCAAAAAAUACUCAACCGUCGAUGGGUCGACACCUGAGCCCGCCAUUUGGUCAGGUGAUAGUGGUCAGCGGAUACCCUGUUUUAACAGCUGUCAAUUGAUGACAACAUUGAUGUGCAAUCAGCUUUCUCCUGGGCUCCCAAAGUAGCUAGAAAGUGUGAGAGUAAACAUUGAUAUACCUGUGGUGCGGACGGACGGUCGGUCGGUCGGUCGGUCGGUCACGUGAUUACCAAAUUUUCUGGGAUGGGUAGAUUUCCUUAGCUAUGGGGCUCCGCCCACGCGCGCGCUUCGCGCGCGCGUGGAGCUCCGCUAUUAUACCAUGCUCUCUAAAUAUGGUCAGUUUACGCGUAAGUUUGAGAAUAUACAAGAAGCGAACUUGAUUUUUCUUCGAGAAGGAAUUAUUACAACGCUGAAAAGUGCAAAUUGCUUAGAUUUUACCCUGAAGCAUAGUAUCCUACUGUUAUGCAUUUCCCAUCAACAACUGGAAGUUCACAUCAUCAUUCUAAAUUGAUGAUGUUCUGCGCACAGCCGGAAAUACCUCUGUGCUCGUAGACUUGGAUGUACAUUUCUUAACCAAAUAUCAAAUAUGUUUUCAUUGAUCAGGAAAGAGACUAUAAAAUCUUCAUCGGAGAAUUUGGUGACAUAGCAGCUAGCUUGGUUUUUUGCGAGGUAAGAAAAGUAGAACUAGAUAAUUGUUCCCGCAAAAAAGUGAACUGGUGGUAUGAAGCGUGUGUGGAUGUCCGGUGUUGGUGUUGGUGGUGGUGGUGGUGUGUGUGUGGGGGGAGAGGUCGGGGUUCCUCCCUAUAAUGGCCUUUACGAGGAGGUUCCGCUCAAAAGAGGUAGCUUUUUCAGGUUUCAGGUGUAUGAAAGGGCACGGAUUUCACCAGUUGAAGUAUAUGAAAGCGUAGGAAAGCAGGUCCUAAGAUGGUCUAAAAGGACUAAGAGAUGCAUUUUAUGGCUAUGAAAAAAGUCGAGAAAGCGUUCCGGCUUUGCGAUUUAUUCAUAUUUUGAAUACACUGCCUUUACAGUAGUAAAAAGGGAUUCAAAGUUCUAAACUAGGUAUGUGAAGAAGGGGUGAUUAAUGUCAACGUCUUCACACAAUUUGAGUUACUGUAGUUUCUUUUUGGCUGUCUGUAGAAUCGUAUCUUGUAAGACUCAAUAAAGCUUAAAAGGUACGCCUAAAUUGGUAUAAUUUAGGCCGUUUAAAUUUUAAUUUUCUUUUGAUUAAUCUCGGCCAAUUUUACCCGUAAGUCACCCUUUAGGAAAUUUAACAGCCAUGACCAGGAGCGCAUCACCCAAGAGAGUCCAUUUUAAAUUUCUUGGUGGAGAAAAAAGGCGAAAACCGUAUUUACUCGAUUAAACAACAAAAAUUGGAUCAAAAUUGCUCUCAAAUGAAUGCCACACCAAUCAUAAGAAUGCAGCGGUUAUUCGAGGAUUAUAGAAAAAUCUUUACAAUUUUGGGACCGAUACACCUUUGGGACGAUACUAAAGGCGCUUUCUAUUUGUCAGAACUGGCCGGCCGGACCAUUGCCAGACCAGUCUUUUUGACAAUGAAAUUGGCUUUUCCAAGGUUUUUUGCUGAAAAACCAUCUCCUUCCCGACACUAUAAUUUAGGAUUUGACUGAUCUGGCUAAAUAGUUUUGAUUAACAGUUAAAUUCUCAUUAUGACAGGAAGGGUCUGGCCGGACAGUUCUGACAAAUGGAAAGCGCCGUAAGUGUCCGCCUUAGAGAGAGAUGGCCCUCUUAUAGAGAGUCAAAUGAAAGGAGUGAGAAAAGGAAGAUAGGCUUACGUUUUACAGAGGUGUCAGAGGUACGUGUCCGUUAAGAGACAGUCGACCGUAUAUGGUAUUCUAUAUCAUUCAGCGAUGUCGAUUCUAUCUCAGAAGAAGAGCGACGCAUGAAAACUCUUUACAUCUUUUUGUUUUAAAUAAUAUUUACAAAUGAUGUUUUAUAGUCGACUCUCUCUGAAAGGACACCUCCAUAAGACGGACACCUCUGUAAAACAGACACCUAAAGUUGGUACCUACCUUUCUUUACUCCUUUUAUUUAACUCUCUAUAACAGGGCUAUAACACAAAACUUUAUUUUACAUGAAAAUCGAUAGCUUGAUGUAAUUGCUGAAAUUUUGGAGGUUGCGAAUAAUCCAAAUCUCAACAAAAACAGGGGUAGCAAGGUGCGAAACGAUAGAUGAUUCGAACUCCACGUGAUAGAAUAUUAAAGCAGAUUUAAAGACAGAUCCUUAGAAUUCAUAACAAUAGCAGUCGCGUGUACAACAAUUCAAUGUAAUAGCAAUGUUCGUGGCCUAGUUACGACGUCACAGAUCGCAGUAGUAGCGAGUAGUAAUACACGCAGUAGACGAAGUAAUAGCAGACGUAGUCGACGUAACAAAACGUAGACGUAGACGUAGACGUAGGGGUAGGUUCGAACUGAAAGCGAUAAUUAAAGAACACGAAUUUGGUCGACGACUCGCACCAAAAGUAGCAAAAAAUAGCACUCUAGCAGCAUCAAAGUAACUUGUGAUAGCAACUCCAAUGAUAGCGGGAUAACUUAUAAUUUCUAGUAUUGCGUUGCCUCUUUUAUAAUAGAGUAUACGAGUAUUAUGCCUAGGGCUUUAACUAAGUAAAACUGUACCUACGCUUUACGCGUUUCCUAGCGGAAAGUACCGCACCAUGACAUAAACGUGAAAACCUAUAAAAUGUUUCUAGAAAGAUUGAUAUAAUCACGUUCUAUAACCUAAAAAUAAAAAACUGUCUUAAAGCAGCCAAACAAUAUUAUAAGAAAAAUGAACAAAAGAACCUUUCAAAACUAACACUUACAAGUACAGACUACCUGCAAUUGGCAAAGCUAAUCGGGGCAGGUAGUAUGGAGACGUAUUACUUAAACUUAAAUUACAAUCAGUUGAUACAAAGGGAUUUUACUGAAUCAGGCAUUAGAAAUUCGAAAAUCUUCCGUCAGUAACUGGGAGCGUAAAGAGACACGUCCUGUCAGCACACGCACAUGCGCAAGACAGACAUCAGGGUUUAAGAAGGACACUUAAUGCAAACAGUCCCAAAAGGUGAUCGUCUAAGAGAGAGUUGACUACGUCGUAAUUUUGUUGUCUGUGAUUUAAGACAUGUACUUUUAAUAUAAACGCCAACCUCGAAAAAACGCCCAGGCGUUUAAUCGGUAACGUUGACGGUAACGGGGUCCCCGCUCUGUUGGCCUCUUUCGCACCUAGCCUUUCAUUCGAUUUUGUUUUUCUCACCAAGGCGCCUUGUCCCAGGCUAUCUGAAAAAUGGUACCUUAACGCAGUUUUUCUAGUAUUAUUAGGGAGUUUACGAUACUACGACGGCGACGGCGGCAAAUACCUCGCUCAAAAAUUGACUUCUCGAUCUAUGAAACUUUAGCGCGAUUAACUCCAACCCGGUCACUAUGUUUUAUGUAGGCGAACUCUCCUGCAGUUGAAUUCUUAAGAAAAAUAUCCAAGUUUAGAAAGAGUAAGACCCUGUUUACAUGGAGGGGGGACCCCGGUCUAUUGGGGUAGGUUUCUUUUGUUUUGUGUCCCCCAGAGCGUGAAAACAAAAGAAAUCAACCCCACUAGACCGGGGUCCCCCACUCCAUGUAAACAGGCCCUAAGAGAGAUUCGUCGUCGUAUGUUCACGUGAAAUUAGGCAAUUCACGUCGUAGUCGUGCAGUGACGGCAAGGAAAUGUACAAAAAAUCGUGAUGCACGUACAGAGUUGUUGUUUUGCUAAUCUUAACCAGUUGCUCUUUGACGUUCUCGUUGCCGUCGCCGUAGGUAAACUCUUUAUUAUAAGGCUUAACCAUUGAAUACAGGUUUAUUCGGUAUAUUCUUUGGGGUGGCGCGGUGGCUUUAUAAUCCCGGAUGACGAGCCACCCUGCCGCCCCACUAAAAUAUAUACCAUUCUGACUCGUUUUUUGAAGACAAUCACCUAGACUAACGAGCCAUCGAUCGAGCCACCGAGCCACUUGUAUGUCUCAUAUCUCUCUCGUUCUUUAAACACUUGUCAUGACUAACAAGCCAUCGAGCCACUUCUGUUUGAGACCUUAAAGGGACGCGAUCACGGUUAUGCGCAUGCGCGCCGUUUGUCUCUUCAGAAUAAAUUUGUCGGGUCAACACUAAAUUCGAAAUCGCCAUUACCGGUACAAUCAUUGAAAAUCCUUCGUUUUAUUCGGACAUCCGUCGCUUUGGCUGGUCUAGUUAUACUUCGGUAGUGGUGAUUAACGUGUGGUUGUGUUAUUUGACUGGUUAUGUUUUAAGAAGACGCAAAAAAUAAUGUUUUGAUCAUGGAGGUUCAGAAGAGCAUCGUGGCCGUCCGGCAACAGGACACUCUGAAGAGUCUUUGGAGAUAGAGAAGCUUAGCCGAUCGAUCUGGUAUGGUUCUAGGAGUAGUGUGUGGCUUACGAAAAAAAUACACGACACUUGGAAAGUGGUUAAAGGCAUGAGUUCGUUCAACUUUGAUUUGAUUUUUGACCCCCACCUGUAGUUAUACCGCAACAGGCCGCGCGAUCUUCACCGAUCUGGUACAAUUGAAAUGUUCCUUGUAUCUUUGCUUUACGAUCGUAUAUGUUUAAGAAUUGAUGUUUUCAAAAUAAAUUAUUGCCCGAAUUUUCUAUUUAUAGUCUAGUUUCUUUAUGUGUUCUACUCGAUGACAUUUGUUUUGCGGAACACUGGCCCGAUGUAGCCUGCGAGCAAGCUCUCCUAUUUGGGCGAGUGAAAAGUACACGCGCGAGAGGCACGCGAGAGGAGACGCGACGGCGGGGGGCGGAAAAGAGAAAGGGAGAAACUCGUGCACAUUCAAAAGACUAAGGUCAUCGUCGCUUAAAUCGACAACAUUCUCUUUGUCCGUUCCGGAAAUGGAGAACAGCGUUUUCCUGGACUUAGCUCUUUUUCGAUUUACUCUUGUUUCUUCCCCUUCUUUCUCUUGUUCUUCUCGGCGGUCAACUGCUAUUUCUUGGUCAGCUACUCUGCCAUGUACUUGUUUUUUAAUUUUCCUGCUCAGUGGACUUCGAUCGGGCGAGGAAACCGACCUUGGAAGGCAGCGCUUGAAUCUCUCUUCGCUCGAAUCACUGUUCUCAUUGUCGGAAUUAAUCAAGGCGCUUAAAACAAAGGAAAACAACUGAUGAAGGUUUCUGAUCUUCCUUCCACAGGAACUACACACUCGAUCCGACUUAUCCUCGCAAUAUUUUACUGGCAAGCCAACACUUUCACACAGCUUUGCCAGAAUAACACCAAACGAGCCCUUCUGCUUUGAGGGCUGAAACAAGUUCUCGGUUCCAAUAUGACGGGCCUGAGAUCCAAAUUUGACUUUAAAUGAACAACCACACAGACGACAGUUGUCUCUCACAGAAGGAGAAAGCGAUCUUCUUCCUCUGCCAGUUUUCUUUUUCGGAGUGAGCUCCGCGAUCGCCGACAUAACACGGGUUUUUGGCGAAAAGAGCAUCGUGUUUCUACAUUUCCCGCGAAAAUUUAGGGCAGGCCAGCUAGGCCUGUUAUCAAUCAACUUUAAUUUCCGGAAAGUCAUUUUUCAGCCAAUGGUAUUUCCCUUCGUCUGGGCGAAGUACAAAUGAAAAUUUGUAAGGGAUGGUUGCAAGCUCUCCUUUCGCCGGCCCCUCGCGGCUUCGCCGCUCGCUCGCGCGUUCUCGCUCGGCUCGCUUCGCUCGCCCAGAAAACAAGUAGGAGAGCUUGCUCGCAGGCUAGACCCGAUGCAACGCGAAUGAAUUCGUUCAUUUGCUGACAAGCAAUUGAAAUUUAUGCUCAGUUAAGGAUAAUCUUUAUACUCAUACGUUGUGUGUUUUUGUCACUAAUCAGGCGCUAUUUGUAGGUAUUUCUGGGUUUAUAUAAGGCGAACUGAGAGAACAGUAAUAAGAUGUUUGUUUACAAAUUUUGUUUGCCGAUCGGUGACUGCUUUGUUAGCGUGGGUACGACAUCGUAAAAAUACACGUUGGUAAAUGUUUGUUUCAAAGCAGGACAGGGCUGUAUAUCUUAUUCUUAUCGGCUGCAACAUAUAUCUGAGGAGUAGCAAAGAAUAAACUUGAAUUAUGGGGAUAAAUAAAAUCAAACCAAAUGCCCGGAAAUACUCUCGCGUCGCGAACAAUUAAUUUGAAUUUUGUACAGUCUACUUGCGUGCAUCUAACUCGCUUUCGAUUGGUUUAAAAACAAUCAGCUACUGUCAGAACUCACACAUGCGCAUUAUCGUGAACCAGUCCCUUUAGAGAACUGAAAAUGUGGCAAUGAAUUUUUCUGCGAGCCUCAGACUGGUCAGAUUCAUGUGUCGUAAUGGGUAUGUACUAAGGAGUAAACGAUUUUUUUUUUCUGAUAGUUGUAUAAGAUGGGAAUGUACGGACCAGAGUUUGUUUGGAUUUUAAACCCGAAUGUUGGAACCAUAGAUGAGUGGGUCACUCUUGCCAACCGCGCGAUUAACCAAGAUAAGAUAAAGACUGAACAGACAUGCAACAGGACGCAAUACCAGAAAGCUUUAAAUAGAGCAUUCACAUUUAAGGCACUCACGAUAAGGGAGGACGACAACUUCACUACCUCAUCAAAUCUGGUAAGAAAAUUUCUUUUCGUGAACGCAGCCCCUUCAGUAGAUCAGAUAUGGUACACUUGCAGCGUUGAGGUGAGCUUCCAGGUUAUACCGUUAUGAUCCAAAUUCACAGUAAUUUAGAUGGCUUCAACUAAAAUUCUUUCUGUUCAGUCGAGCAGAGUAAAAUCCCAUAACCCUGAUGAGUUUUCAGUUUUGAAAGUCUUCAUUCACUCUGUUCGCGUGGCCAAAAAUGCGGUAAUUGCUUGUUUGUUUCCGGUUUGUUUUAACAAAGUUAAGUUAGGAUGUUUUACGCCCUGGGUACCAGAGAUUGGCGACCAAUUGAAAGAUAGGUAUUUGGCAAGAAAUGAGCUAAUUUUGAUUUGUCAUACUUCCAUUUGCAGACAGUAUCUGAGGCAUUUUCAAGACUGGGCAUAAAUGAUCUAUCGAGCGAUAAAACGAAAAACCUGGCCACAACUUCGUUUGAUGCUAUGUGGGGCACCAUGCUAGCCAUAAAAGAAGCUAGUGAAACAAAAAACGUUUCUGAUAAAUUGGGAAAUAACACGGACGAUACAGAAAGUCAGCAAGUAUCUAAUUUUCUGAUGAAAAAACUUACAGAGUUGAACUUUCAAGGACUAACGGUACGUUUUACUUUUUACUGUUUUAUUUUCUGUUUUGUGAGAAAGGCGGGGGAAAGAUGAUUGAACUUAACUUGCUUCAAAGUAUUUUUGUCAUGAUAUUUAGUCAGUAAUUCUGCUAUUUCGUCUUUGCAUAGCCGUGAACUCUUUGGCAUUCUCUUAAGUUCCACACUCGUAGCAAAACAGCCAAGCUGCCAAGUCGCUUUCUUACGAGACGUCAAUGACGGUAUAAUCACACAUUUCAGUGACGUUUAGGAUCUUCUAUCUUCAUCUUUGGUCUUUGAAUGAAUAAUAAUAACAAUCAGCUAAUGUGAACUAAUAUCUGAAAGACCAUCCCGUGUACGUAAAUGGCAUAUUCGAGGAGUUAGGUCUCACUUUAUUUUAGCUCUAACGUAUUACUUUCCUAGAGUGCCACUCCCGCAGUAGAACCAGGUUUUUUUAAAAUGGCCUUAUGGUGAUCAGUGCAUUCCUUCAUUGAGGAGAAAAAAAAGACCUUAACCUUCACGGGGCCAUGACAGUUGCACUCGAUUUUGUAACCGGCGCUCGACCAGCCCUAUGAGAGAACACUGCAAGAGUCAAAAUCCUGUAAACGAGAAAUUAAGAAUUUGUUCAUGCUUAGCGUGCGUAUAUCGAGUUAUGGAUGCACGCGGGAAGUUUGGAGAGCACGAAAGAUGCGUAAGAGUUAACUCUAGCUUCUUGAGUGCUCUCUAAUCUUCCCAAGUGCAUCCAUAACUCGAUAUACGCACAGCUAAAAGCAUGAGCAAAUUCUUUUAUAACACAGCUUACAAAAAUGCUUGCUUUUUGAUUAACUGCAAAAUUCUCGUGACGCACGACACAAUAACAAACGGUUCUAUUGACUGAUUACGAACACGCCACAAUCGUCUACUUUGAAUGAAAAUAUUCUUUCUGUAAAAGUGAGAAAGAAAAUUUGCUUCUUUAUUCGUUAACGGUCAACGAAAACUAAGCAGAAACAAAGGUAAAAGAGUCUUAAAGUUCACCUGAAGUUAAAAUACUAACAUGUUCGUAAGAAGUCGUGGAGUAUGGUUUGGAUUUGCUGAAAAGAUGUUUACGUUUUGCCCGGCGAAACCCAGAAAACAUGUUUUUAGCGAAGACGACUGUCAUCCUUCUUUAAACUUAUAUUCAUUUACGAACGUUGGCUGGUCAUUAAGGCUUCUUUAGAAGACCUGGCAGCAGUUGUUUUUGUGAGUAGUAAAUUUAUGUCUUCUUGUGUAAUUUGUGUUGUUAUUGCGAGAGAAAUUUUCCUGCUUCAGUCGGAUUGUCCGGAGAUAACAAAGUGCAUAAAAAAUUUAAAAACAACCAUAAAAACGGACAUUUUGCCUUUAAUUGUUGUUGAUGACCAGUUGGUGUCUGCUCUGUUCCCAGUGAAUGUCUUUCGGCCAAAAUUUGCUGCAGCUGGUCUUCGACAACAUGAUUUGCGAAACGCGCAACUUGCGAGUUUUUUUUCAAUUCGGCUUUAUUUUUGCUGCUUGUUGGAUCAGGACCUAAAAAGUCAAUGCCGAUAGAAAAAUUGGACAGUUCUUCGCUGGUUUCUUUCAUAUCUUAAAGAGAAGGAAAAGUGCACUGCAGCUUAAAAGACGACAACUUUGCAGCCAGGUAAAAAAAAUGCUCACGUCAUCUUAUUUACGCACGGGCGUGCGUAAACAAAGAUUUUGUUCAUAGCGGCUCAAUAGGGUCCUUUCGAUAUUUUUGACCGCGCACUCCUGAGAACUAGGUAGUCGCAUGUAAGCGAGGCUUAGAGGACACAAGAUGGCUGACUCUGCUGCAGGCAGUUUUCACUGUAAACCGGUUCCUUGGUUAAAAGAAUACUUAAAACAAAGGGGCAUUCAAAGCUCAGGAAAACGUAAGGUUGAACUGGUAGAACUUUGUGAGAAAAGUGAGGAGAUGAAAGUCCCAAAAAUUGCUGAAGAGGAAGCACCAGUCGAUCCAAGAGUUUCUAUGAAAGAGCAACUGAAAACCGAUGAGGAGAUCUCGCAAAUCCGUUGGAUAACGAAAACCGUGUUUUUUCCCAAUGGACCAAAAACUUUACUAACGUACCGGACUUUAGAUUCCCCGAUCUUUUUAAUUACCUGGUGGGUAAAGAUCCCGUAUACAACAGCGAAAGCCUAAAAAGUUACAAAUCUUUAUUGGGGUACAAAUUAUUUUUGAUGGACAUGUGGAAGAACUUUGGUAUCAUCCACCUCAACCCAAUAGUAAUUACAGUUAUUUUAAGUUUGCUGUAAAGCCAACUGAAAAAUCCAAGACUGAUGAUGGUUCAGCAACAUACAGAGGGUUUUUUUUCAUUUUAAAGAAGGAUGGAAGUGUCAAUUCAGCCUACUGCUUAUGCAAAGGAGGGUAUGUAUUUUCUUCUUCUGAUUUCUGAAGCCUGUCUAUGUGCUUGAUAUUCCAUAAACAUACGUUUGAGAAUCAAAACGUUUGGUCUUUUCGGUUGUUUUUCUCUGUGACAGGUUUUGUUUUAUUCAGAUUCGAAGGUUUAUAUUUUCCUUGUAGCAGUUAUAACAUGAGUAAAAAGUAGAUGCCUCCUGAAUUGAAGAUCUAAAUCAAUGGAUGCAUUAUUUUAAGUCUCAAACCUUCUGGAUCACUUAUGACUUCAGCACUAAGUAUUAAAACAGUGGUUCAAAGUCAGAAUCUGUGAGCCUAGUAACUGAACUUAUUGGCUACUUUACAGUCUAUCAGUGUGAACAAUGUGAGAUACAUAUUUGUCAUAUUGGUCCUCCUUUAAACAGGGCAGAUGGAGGUUGCCGACACAUAGCUGCAGCAUUGUUUGAUCUAGAAGCAAAUGUGAGAUUCAAUGAUCUCCAAUCAUGUACAUCAGGACAGUGCAUGUGGAAAAAGAGAGGAAAGAGAAAUGAGGGAAGUUUGCCCAUUCAGGACCUUCAAACGAGUGGUAGUUACGGUGUGACAUUGAAAGACCCAAUUCACCCAAGAGAUUUUAAUCCAAUUUGUAUUCCCUAUAAUGUGACUGAACUGGAACAAGAUUUUAAAGCUGGGUUGCUGGAAACAUGUCCUAGCUCUUCAGCUCUGCCUUUUUUUAUCUUCAACUAAAGGACCCAGGCAUACAGAGGAAGAAGUCAGAGCUUUCAUCAGCAGUGAUGUUAAUGUCUGUAAAGAAGAAAGUGUUCAAAGUGUACAUGUAUAUUCAAUGAAUGAUUACGCCAAAGUGUUUGUUUCUGUUAAUACUGAGAAAGUGAUGCCUACAGUUUCUAAAGAACUUGCAGUUGAAUUCCUCGAGUCUAUUCCAUUUAAUGAAGAGCAAGCAGAAAUGAUCAACAAGAAAACUGUCUAUCAAUCCCAGUCUCAAUUUUGGUUUGAUCAAAGGGCAGGAAGAAUUACAGCUUCCUCAUUUUACACUGUGUGCCACCUUAGAGAGAGCACAGACAGAAGAAACACUAUUAAACAUCUCAUGAAUUACUGUCCAAUUGCUGAAGAUGCCAUGCCACGACAGUUGACAUGGGGGCAUGAAAAAGAAAAGCGAGCACUUAGUCUUUACAUAAAAAAACAGAACAAAAAUCAUGAAAAGUUGUCAAUAGAAAAAAGUGGACUCAUUGUAAACACAUUAUGGCCCUUCUUAGGAGCCAGUCCUGAUGGUAUAAGGAUUUGUGCUUGCUGCCAAAAGAAGUUAAUUGAAGUUAAAAGCAUGUAUGCAAAAGAAAUCUCCCUCCACAUGUUGCAGCUGAGGAGAACCUCAUGCUUGUGGAUGGCAAGUAUGAAAUUAAAAAGAAACCAAAUGGAACUACCAAAUCCAGGGACUGAUGGGGAUAACAGGGAUUCAUCGCUGUGAUCUAGUUAUAUAUACCCUCAAAGGAAUAUUGAUUGUAAACGUUAAGUUUGAUAGUGAUUUGUGGAGUGAAAUGCUCCAAAAGCUGAGAAACUUCUUCGUGGAGUAUAUAGUUCAGGAACUAUUCCACCAUGACAUACUUAAGUCAUUAUAGAGUGACUGCCGUUAGAUGCUGAUUGUAAAAGUGAAGGUGCUUAAAAUUAAUAGUGUUUUUUGUCUGUGCUGGAUUAGAUACCACAUAAUUUUAUUGAUCUGUCUCUGGAUACGUUUAAUACAUGUUUCAUUUACCAUUUACAUACACUAAGUAGGUCUGCUUUUUUUCUGCUCUCUGGACAAAUGCGUCAGUCAUUUGGCCAGUGGUGGUAACAAAUUACACAGAGCAGCACAAACACUUAGAAUAUUGUCUGCAGUGGGUAGCAUUUGAAGAAGGAAGUUCCCUUGUAGAAUUCUAAAGUCCUUAAGACGUCCAAUAGCACGUUCAACGUGGAUCCGAACACUUGCAAUGGUACGGGUAGAUUUUACUGCCUUUUUUGAAAGUUGCUUUCCUGUGUAAGAGGAGAAAAAAGGAUUUUGAAUGAAGUAAAUGCCAAUUCAAAAGGUACUGAUAGUAAAGUACUUGCUUUUUUGGAAACCUUUUUUCCAAACAAAACCUGUACUAAAUUAUUGGAUGGGUGGAAGUGGCAAACCACUGCCUCACACCAGCUCUUUCUGAAUUUUCUGGAUCCACCCCUGCUAUGUAGACAUGUUUGGAAGUUAGUAGAGACUACCUUUAUCUUUGAGCAGUUCAACUUAACCCUAUAAUAUAAAAAAUAUUCCUAAGAAACUUCUUCUGUUUAGUUAGAAAGAUCCUUCUUACAAGCAACAAGUAAUGGAUGCUGUUAUAUCUAGUUUUUUUUUUUUUUUUUUUUUUACUUUGUCCAGGGAGACCUUCUCUUUUAUCUUAGCAUACCCUCUUCCACCCCUACCCCAUUAGCUGCCUUUAUUGGAAAGGUACCUUUGCAAAGUGGUGGGAUAUUAAGUGCAACUUUCUUUCUUGUAAGCAGAUCUCUGAUGUUGAACCCCUUGUCGGCCAUAACAGAAUCCCCCUCUUCAAGUUUGUCCAGUAGACCACUUCUUUCUGUGAUGUAUCUGUCACUGACAUUUCCAGUCCAUAGUUUAGAAACAAAGGAGAAGUAACCUGUUGGAGUGAUUCCCACCAGUGCUUUCAUGGUAUUGUGCUGUUUAUAGUUACUCCAUGUAGCUCUCUGGGCACUAGGGGAUGUUGGCUUUUGCAAAAAUAUCUCUGUGCAAUCUAUUAUUAUUCGAGUGCUUGGAAAUUUAUUAAAAGAACUUGGCAACUUUUUCUUAAUUUCUUCCUUACAAGGCCAUUUAAGAAGAAUGUCACGAAAAACUGUAGAUAAAAAGCAAAUCCACGUUGUGAAAACUUUGCUAACUGAUCCUUCUGAUACUCCAAAGAUAUCUGUAAGAUGUCUGCUUAAAAGCCCAAGUCUGAGUCUCACCAAAGUUAAGAUAAAUUCCUCCAUAAUGGUCAAUAAUCUUUGCUUUCCAGGCUUUUUUUUACUUGAAUCUUUUUGAUAGCUUACUUUUUUUUCUUUGUUUUUGUCCCAAUACUUAAGUUUUUCUGCAAACGGCUUGAGCAAAUUAAAUAUCAUCAUAAAGCAAGCAAGGCUAGGUAUACCCGUAAAAAAUUUGACAGACUCGUCAUCUUUCAAAACAUCAUCCACAAAGAGCUCUCUUUUCAAUUGUUUUUUGUUUGAUAACUUUGAUUUAAGUUCGGCGUUCUCUUGUUUUAAAGCGUCAAUUUUACUGGUUAAAACCUCUAGAUCUUCGUAAGGAAAGUCCGUUUGAGUUCCUUUGUCGUUAGGAAGAAGGUGGCAAUAAUUGUGAUCUAAAAGGGCUGCAUCGUCGCUUAAGAAACAAAUGUCUUUGUCUUCCUCGGUAAGGCUUCUCUUUUGAGGUUCAGGACAUUUUUCAUCAACAGCACGUCUCUUUCUGUCCUCCAGUCUCUUUUCACGGGAAGAAACACGACAUUGGUGGGUCGAGGGAUUAAAAUAUUUCGGUAAUUCACCUGGAAUAACUUCUUUUCUUCCGCAAAGCGACUUUUUGAUGGAUGAAGCCUCGAAGUGUGCGCUGCAAAUCCGAGGGUUUUUUUGAUUUUGGAAUUCGGGAUCACAACGUCUACAAAAGUUUUUCCAUAGCCUUCUAAAAUGCCCUGAAGGAAAACAGAAAAAGGAUAGAUCCGGACGAUUCCUCGAACUGUUCGAGCAGUUUGCUACCGAACAAAAAUUCACCAUGACUUUUGCAAAACUUGGAGCAUUUCAACUUACAGUGAAGACAGUGAAUGCAUUUCUAUUUUUUUAUUUUCCCAGCUGUCCUCUAAGCCUCGUUUACAUGCAAGUACCUAGUUCUCAGGAGCGCGCGUCCAAUAAUUUCGAAAGGACCCUAUAGGACUUAGGGUGCUAUGUUAUAAUGUAAAAUCGUGCAGCGCCCGUGAAAUAGACAAGUAAUGCGAUUUGUGACUAUUUCCAACUACUUACAUAGCCCUAGUGGCAAAACAAUUGUUUGAACGGAUCUAUCUUCAAGGUAUUCUGCAGUGUCCUGGCCCCGUCGUCAAUUCAAAGCCUCGUGGCUAUAAAAUAUACAACAAUGAAAUAUAUUAGUAUGUUACAUAUUUAUUAAUUUUCAGGGCCCAGUGUCUUUCAACCCAGACAAAAGGAGAAAAGACGUUAUUAUUGUUCUACAGCAAUACCGAGGUAUAAAUUAUUAGAAAUUUAUACUCAUUUUGUAAACUACAUGCAAGAAUUUAAACUAAGGCCCGGUUCAUGGAGGCCCGUUCUGGUCAAAAUUAAUAUAAUAAAAUGGCAUCACAAGUGACUUUUUCGGCCAGUUCAGCAUUUAUUAUGGACCCGUUGUGUAUUUUUGUCAUCACUACACAGGAUUUUUUUAGUGUGUUGUUAAUUUUUUUUUUAGCUGCAUGAAUUAUUUUUUAUUAAGGCUGUUUACUUUUUUAUGUUUUUAUAUGAAUAAAGUUUUCAUGAGUACCACAAAUUAUUUUUUUAGUGGUACUGUAUGGAGGCCCGUUCUGGUCAAAAUCAUGACAAUACUUUGCACCACAAGUCAAUUUUAAUCCAACUGCAGCAAAUAUUAUGGACAUGUUGUGUAUUUUUGUCAUCACUAAACAAUACUUUUUUCAGCGUGUUAGUAACCAUUUUUAGCAACAAGAAUUAUUUUUGUUUUAAUCAUACGAAUACUUUUUUCUAUCAUGCCAUGCAUUAUUUUUCAGUGGUACUUCGAAUUAUUUUUCCAGCGUGUAUCAAGAAUUAUUUUUUAAUAAUUGAGCCGAGAAUUAUUUUUCGCGGUAUCGCGAAUUUAUUUUUUGGUCUACAAUGCAUUGCGGGCCUUGCAUUUGAAGUGGACUGGUUCGAGUCUUUGACUGCCUUGGGCGACCAUUGUGAAAACUUUGAAGAGGAGGAGUGCUUUCAAAGAGAAUGCCAAGGCGAAACAUUGUCAGGGAAAGAAACGAAAGAGGUUUUCAUUUUUUUUACAAAAUCUUUCAAGAGCUAGUAGUCUGUCGUUAUUGAUGAGGUUUUCUGGACCGAUUUAAUAGAGGAGACUACGAAUGGACUUCACAACUCGUACACAAUUCCAACCCUUAUUCAACAUGAGUCAAAGCCUUAUACUGGAAUCUCUCGUAAACGACCACCUCCCGUAAUUAUAAGCGAUCGCGACCACUUUUUCGGCUGACAGUUUAGAAUUGUCUAUUGUUUUCAACCUUCGGUAAGCGACCACUUAGCACAUGGUCUUACUUUGUGAAAAUGGGCAAAAAGGAAUUUAUUCUUUGGCUGUCAUUAUUGUCUACACAUCUAUUACUGUGUUCAUUAGUUCGAUCUAUAACUACAGUACUAACCAUUACCCUUGAGAAAAAGACCCAGAUUUCCAGGUUUCAGUUAAAGAAGUUAAGUUUUUGUUCGUCAGACGUUUUAGAGGCAUUUCUUUGCAAGAAGUCACUUACACAACCAAGAUUUUGUAACAACAAAUUUGUAACGCGCGUAAUCUAAUUAAUUGCACUUCCGUAAAUGAGCUAUCAAGUAGAAUAGCUAAUGAUUUUGUCAAUAAAACUACCAGUAAUUGUCAGUGGAAAGUAAACUUUCAUUAUUUUUUUUAGAAUAAAUGUACCACUCUAUUCGGCUAGGUUGAAUUAAAAAUUUCGCCCCUGCGGUCAUCCAACUCUCGUAAGCGACCACCAAGCUUAACCUUUAAGUCCCAAUAUCAACAUACAAAUUCUCCAAACUGAUCCUCAUACAUUUCCUUUAAGAAUUAGUUGAGAGAAUUUAAUAAAAGAUCAAAGCAUUUUCUCUUUGGUGAUCAUUUGUUAAUUCUCAUAACCUAAUCUCUUGACAAUGUAUGGAUAUUGUUAGGAGAAAAUUGUUGUUGGUCACCAUUGGGACUUAAAGGGUUAAGCCUUUGCAUUUUGGGCGGUCGCUCGCUUACGAACUUGGGGCCCGUUUCUCGAAAGGCCCGGUAACUUUUCUGGCCCCAAAUUAUAUAUUCAAAUCAAAAUGUGAAGAGUAAAAGCGCGGGAUAUAGCUGACAAACCAGUCCUUUUUGUUUUGUUAACGGAUAGUUUUAUCGUGUUUAUCUGCAAAACUAUUGAAACCUCGAUCUUGAAUGUAAACAGCAAUAACUUUCCGGGCCCGUUAAUUAUUGGGACUUUCGAGAAACGGGUCCAUGUUGCAUUAAUUAUGAUAACGUAUUUUGCAAGCAGUUUUACCGAAAUGAACAUUUUUCUCUUUUUGAAUUUACUUCGACCGGAAUUAAGAUUGGUGUCUGAAUCAAUUCACCCGGUCUAAAUAAUUUGGGUCGGCCUUAAUUCGGAUUAGGUUGGGCUCAUGAAAGUUCGGCCUCUUAACUGGGCCUAAGAACUAAGAAAUAUCUAAAUCCAAUUCUUUAAUUCGUAAAUGAGUUUAUUUGCAUGCGCACGAAGCACCAUUAGCCUGGGAAGCAGGCCUUGAAAUGAAGUGUUAAACAGACCUCUCCCUUUUUUCCUUUCACUUUAGUUUCUCCCCCUACACCCCACCCCCUUUCUUUGCCUCCCCCUCUCCAUUUUGGCUUUUCCACGCAGACUAAGUACCAUGGGGAAGAAAAUCUGAUUAUCUAUCCAUGCGAAAAUUAUUUUGUCACUUGACCGUCCAUUUUAACGUCGGAUCAUUCCAUCCUUAUCAGCCUUUGUGUAAUGCUAUAGUGAAGGAUAUCAUUCAAUUACUGUUGUUAUUAUUAGAUUAUUAUAGUCAUUAUCGUUAUCAUUAUUAGGUAAUUUAUGUAAAUAGCACACUGAAAAAAAAGAAAGAUGGCGAAGAUUGAAUAAGCUUAAUCCUCACCAUUUUUUCUCAUCUAUCAAACUCUGUGAAAUCUUUGCCGUGAUUGGAUAUUUAAACCUUUUUCCGACUUCACUAUACAGCAGACAGCAGACUAAGUUUUAGCUUAAACUCAGGUCACAUUAUCUACACGAAUAAUAUAAAUUUCACUGAAUUUUAUCACAGAAAAAGAGAACAAGUGGGUGAACGUUGGUGAAUUCUUCGUAGAUGAAAGUGGUCAAUUAACCUUGAAAUUUUAUGAAGGCAUGGAAGAAACAUUAUGGGAAGGUAUGUUUAUAGGCCAUUUCCGAGUUCAAAAACUCUCUCGUUCAAAACGAAGCUAAGUGCAAGACCUUUCGUUUGAAAAAAAAUCUUUUUGUUUGCAUGAGAAUUAAAAAAAUCAUUUUCAUGUCCAUGGCUUUACAUUUAGCCUCGUUUUAAAACAGAGGCUUGGGGCAACUCGAAAAUCGUCUCCAUUAAGCGGCCACCUCCGCGGUGCCGGCAAAUACAAAGUAAUCUCUGGAUUUCCCAUUAUACUCUCAUGUAACUUGUGUUCAGUUCAAAGGUUCAGACUUAAAAGUAAUCAUGCAUAGUUUGCUGAUGUGUUUUAUAGCUGGAAAAGCGUGAAAAACCAUCAGACCAAUACAUAUUUUAUUAACUGUAUACUAACCGGCCCCGUAUUUUGCUUAAGGUGGACCUGUCCCAAGCGACAGAACGCUGAUAACAACGCAGCGAAUGGAUACUCCACGAGCGCUCUUCAUCAUCUUCUCAACGGUUGCCUCCUUUGGUAUAGUUCUAGGGAUCAUUUUCAUGGUAUUCAAUCGCUACUACCGCGAUUGCAAGUGAGUUUCAUGCACUCUUUAAUAAAGGAGCAAGAUAGAUGUUUUACCAGGGUGGGGGGGUACCCCCAUAUGUAAACUACAUUGGUAUAUCCUGGGUAAGAACCAUUACGCACACACAGGAGCCUAUGACACUAGUGAUGGACUCCUGGCACACAUUAAUCCAAAAUGGAUGCGGAAGUAGUGUUCGGACCUUCGCAAUAGUUAUACAAAGGGUCGCAAGAGAUGAUUGCAGUUUUUAAAAGAACACGAUCGAUACCGGAGAAGUACGGUUUUUGGUCAUGAACUUCAGAUUUUGAAAACAAAGGAACGGCGAGUUUCUUGAACGACUUCAAACCCUUUGGUACAGUUCCGCCUUGUCUUCCACCAAACCUCAGGUCUCCACAGAUUCUUUUAACAAGAAAGUGAUCGAUAAAACUCAGCUGCGCUCAAUGCGCGGUGACGUAAAUAUCCCACAUUGUUGUUCGAAAAGAGUAAGAGAGAUGGGGGAAGGAGGCUGUUACGGGCCUGCAGUAAUGUAGUUCUGUUGCGGUGGCCCUUCUAAAAAUUGGAAAAUGUUAGUAGAUGAAUAAAUAAAUAAAUAAAGACCUUUAUCAAAUGUUUGAGAGGGUAGAAAUAUCAUGUGAUUCAGUGACUGACCAAAAUUUAAUGGCAUGUGAGAUUCCACGCAUAAAGUAUCAGUUGCAUGGCAAAAAUUAUACUGUUAGGGUCGGGUGAAGCUUUACUUAUUGAACAAGUCCGCCCAACUCAAAUCCUUAUCACAUAAUUUAUGCUAUUUCUCAGGUCAUGAGCAAACUCGAUCUUUUCUCCUUUUAUAUUCACAAAAAUUAAGAAAGCAACGAGUAUCAGGAAAUGUUUACCGGUUUCCUUUUCGCAGUUAUGCUGACCUAACGCAAUUGUUGGCUUUUUUCUAGAUUUAUUCGUCUAUCUGCUCCGAUGUUUAAUGAUAUCAUUGUAUUGGGAUGCAUCAUGUGUUUGAGCACAAUAUAUUUAUUUGGAAUCCGGAAAGUCAACGAUGGCAAUAGAACCAUGCCACGUAUUUGCAAGGUGAGGAGUAACGUUAAUUUCAUGUGGUUAUCUACCAGUCAAACCCGAAAAGGAUUUCAUAAUUCUUUCUGCAUUCAGCAUGUGCAACGCUUUCACGAGUCAUUGUUCAUAUAUUCACUGUUUUGUUGGAGUAUUUGGGAGCUUUUGAAAAAGCCGGUUAAAUGAGGGCUUUCUGGAAUGAACAGUUUUUUGAAAUGAACAAACCUUCGUAAGUUAGCUUUCGGAGACUUAAUUAAGAUAUUUUGGUUGUGCUAAAUAGGAUAUUCACAUUUGAAUAAACGGUUUGACGCAUGGGAAAAUUUUUGAAUAGCUGCCUGUGGGUAGGGAAUUUGACGCUUUUUCAAGCGCUAACAGGUGGAUCAUGCUACCACCUCAAAAACACUAUACCAAUUUACCGGGGAAUUUAACCAAAAAGAUCAAAUGCCUAGGCCUAGGGAGUUUGCUGGGGGGCAUGGGCGGUUUUGGAAUUGACUGGUACAUAACUGUGGUAGUGGCAGUGUAACGGACUCCAAUAAACUGAACCAAGAGCUAUUCACAGCCGAGGAAAGGAGAUUAUCUGAGCCAGACGACUAAUUUACGGACGGUCUUAUAUAUAUAUUAAUUUUAACUACGCUCAAAGAUACUAUCUGUUUUUCUUUUAAUUCUUUAAUUCACAUUUUAUCACGUAUCUUAUUUUUUUUCAGGCUCGUGCGUGGCUCUUGAACAUAGGAUUCUCCUUGGCUUUUGGAGCCAUGUUCAUCAAAACCUGGCGAAUUUACAAGAUUUGCACAAACAAGCGUCUAAAAGUCCGUGUAAGUGUAUCUAAUUUUUAAAUUGCUAGAAAAAAAAACUUUAAAAAUAUAUUGGAACAAAGCAAUUAUUGGAUUCGGUUUCGUAUGAUCUAAAGAAUUGCGCUGAUCUCGUAAUUCUUCAAAUCCUAAUCAGCCUCAACUAAUAAUUGCUUACCGUAUUUAUUCGAUUAAGCGCCAAUCCUGUAGGGAGGAAAAGUUAACAAGCAACUAGCCUCGAACAAGAAGUUCAACCCACCCCACCCACCACCCUCUCUCUCAAAAACCUGACGUGGACAAGAUAAUUGCAAUUGUUUAUUAUUUCCUUACUGCCCAAUAUGCUUAUCGUCGACUGACCCAUUUGCAGACUUUACGUUGUGAAAAAUCGACGAGGCAACACGAGAGAGUUCGCUUAUUGACCUCACUGACAAUGAGAGAGAAAUUGACUAGGUUCUAUUAGAAGACUUCCCUGAGGACAAAGUUCUUAGUCGUUUUUAAAUAAACUUAAAUAAACGGUUAAAAAUUCUGCUUUGCUACAUCUUCACGUUUUGUUAUUAUUUACUGUUUUGUUGGAAAAUUAACUUUAGUACUUGCUAAAAAUAACGAAAAUUUAAUAAGCGCCCACUCUCGAGGCCCAGAAAUUUUAUAAGCGCCAUAAACACAGUAUCCUUAGUUGAAAUCAUAAAUAAGUGCAUUCUCUCCGCUAUACAAUAGAAGUUAUUUGACUUGCUAACAUCUAUGGUCGAAAUUUAUCAGUUGGGUCCAUUGUCUGAUUGGUGGAUGCUGGCUAUGGUAUUUGGGAUCGUUGUGAUUGACGUGGUGCUGUUAGUGGCUUGGGAACUUACAGACCCGCUCCAACAUGAAGAAGCAGUCGUGGACAAGAAGGUUAGUGGACAGAUUACAACCUGCUCCAACAAAGAUUUUUCAGCGUAUAUCUUACACGAUAUUAGCACUUGUUGAGAGGUGCUUGUAAUGCUGAUUUCAGGUUUAUAAAAUUGCUCUAUUCAUGUGCUUCGAAUUUUUACUGUAUGAUUUCAUGUGGUGCGCGUAUAUGGCCAAAUUUAUACAAAAUGUUAUAUUUGUGUAAUUUUUGGAGGAAAAUUCAACUGGGAUCACAUGGACUUUGAAGCUUCCAAAUAACAGUCAGUAACUAUAAACACUAUUCGCGAUCUGAAAUAACGCGUACGUGCUCUCCCGGCGAAGUGACCUGGUCCAUGGUAUUGAUGAUUAAUACUUGUAUUUUCGGUUUUCAUUGCAGAAUGAUCCAGGGGAUCACCUCAAAAUAAUAAUGUCUACAAUAAAUACAUGUACGGGAAAAAAUGUGGAAAUGUGGCUGGCAUUGAUUUAUGUUAGCAAGGGAAUUCUUUUGCUUUACGGGCUGUUCCUCGCUUAUGAGACAAGAAAUGUCGUGUAUGCGCAUUUGAACGACUCACGAGUCAUUGGAAUUUGUGUGUACAACGUGGUGGUGCUGUCCACUAUUGGUGCGUUCUUGGCUCUAAUUUUGAAGAACGAACAGUAUGUAGAGUUAUACUCCGCACUAAGUGUGUGUAUAUCUUUACCAGCUGCAGCCACUAUAUCGCUGAUCUUCAUACCAAAGGUAAAACCUGAUUUAUUCGGCCAUUUUCAACAGAUAAUUUCAUUACGAUUGUCACGGAUUUAAAAGCUCGAAGGUCGCAUCGUCAUGGAACCACUUGUAUUCAUCUGACAUAUCACUCCUCGUAUUAGAUUUAUACAGCCGCCAGGCUGCCUCGUUUCCAGGCGCCGUCUGCACUACUAUUGCAGAGGAUCACUGAUAGGAAAAAUCUAUCCUUCCCAUGACACAACGUGGGCUAUGUAAGCGCAAGGAAGGACGCCUGGAGUCAAGGCAGGCCGCUUGACGAGUUCACUUAGUAGAAACCGUCCUGCGUCUUCUAAGGUGGAUUUUUACCCACAUUCGUACGCGCGUAGAUAAAAUAGAAAUGUGUGGAAGGUCAGGCGUAAACGUAAAAGUUGAACCUCACUUAAACGUUUACACACGUCUUUCCAUACAUCGUCUAACUAUGUAUUUUAUUUACGCGCGUAGGCACCGGCGUAAAAAUUACACGAUUGUGGACUAAUCCACCCUUAGGCUGCAGACCACCUUGUACUUCCUGUGUGCCUGACAUUUGAUGGUGCAUAUUACUACUUAGACCAAAAGAAAUGCAAUGGAUACUCAUUAUGGUAGCAAGAUUCCCCCCAGUAUUUCAGCGGCCUAAGCGUGCACGCAACGCCGUUAAGGUAUUAACGAGGUCGCGAUAUUCCACAACAGGGUUCUUCAAUCCCGUAAUCCCGACCCAAAAUUCGUGCAAUCCCUUAAACCUGAUGGGCUUUUGGCAUUGCACCUCAAAUCCAAUCCCGAAACUCGCCCUGAUUUUGCUUUAAAAUCCCGAAUCCCGAGCUUCAAGUGAGGGAAUUCCCGGAUCCCGAGCUUCAUGUAAGGGAAACCCCGGAUCCCGAGCUUCAGAAAUAAGGGAAAUCGCGGAUCCCGAGCGUCAAAUGAGGGAAAUCCUGAAUCCGGAAAAACUCACUGGAGACCCUCAACCAGUUAAACAACACUGUUAUCAUCUAAUUAUUCAUUUAAAUCGUAAAUUUUUCUUUAUAGCUGAUACAUCGCCUAAAAGCAAGCUCCCUCGACGGGGAAACCGUUGGAGAAUCGACCUUGAAUCACACUUUUUCUCGUCCAUCCAUCGACGUAACCAGCACAUUUAAGGGCACAGAAAUGGGAAGAGAAAGAUUCGUAGACGCUCCUCCGUCAGGCAACACACUCGGCGUCUAUCAAAAUGGAGGUUUCAUGGACAGUCUUUCUUCUAUUCCUUCACCCUCACCUGCAAAAUCUGUAGAAGAACCUGCACCUUCGGCAACAACACUAGAGGAUUAA
This is a messenger RNA of Porites lobata, 40620 nucleotides long. Lineage: Eukaryota; Metazoa; Cnidaria; Anthozoa; Scleractinia; Poritidae. The record is from the annotation of a GenBank genome assembly.